This is a messenger RNA of Caenorhabditis remanei, 2943 nucleotides long. RefSeq lists its product as uncharacterized. The record is from RefSeq and is a predicted model, not a curated record. Bases 1 to 2943 code for a protein of 980 amino acids. NCBI's taxonomy places the organism in Eukaryota, Metazoa, Nematoda, Chromadorea, Rhabditida, Rhabditidae. The transcript has 4 exons.
AUGCAUUUGGCCAACAACCUGUUUUUCUUAAUUUGCCCAUUUUUCGUGAUUGGAUUAUCUUUUCAAGCUCAGAAUGAUUAUGAUCUAUCCAAAUUUAUCGAUCAAAUGGAAAUAUUAUCACGUCUAACGAAUGGAAUUAUUCUUGAAGCUGGCCUUAUUGAUGAAUCGAUUUCGCCUGAUGACGUAAUUUCGGAAAUUCUUCAUUUGGGAGCACAGAAAGUAGACAAACUUUUGGAAAUCGACAGAGUCAAGCUGCUUGAUGUCAUAACAAAGUAUCAAAAUCUAUCACAGAGCUUGAGCAUUUCAAGUGAAAUCAAAGCAGUUGAAGAAAGAUUUCAUCUUUUUGAGAACAUCACAACUGAAAUUAAUUUUGAAGAUUUGAGCAAACUUGACGGAGAAUCAGAAUAUGAAGAUGGAGUGAAACAAUUGGAAAAACUGAAUACUGAUAUGGGAGUAGUGGAAAACUUGUUUUCGAAUUUGACAGCAAUAGAGGAAAGAAUAGAAAAUGCCAGAAAUAUCGACAUUUCGAACUUAACAAGUUCAGAAUUGAAUGCUGAAUUGGAUGCAAUCAAAUCGAUGAUUGGAGAAAUCGAAGAAUUCAGUAAAAAUGUGACAGAAUUCAACAAUUUUGUAACUGAAAUCGGAAAGAUAUCUGAUUUCGAAAAGGUGAAUAUUUCUUUUUUGGAUCAGUUGAAAUUCGAGAAAGAAUUGAGAGAUCGAUAUGAUUUAAAAAUUAAAAAUGGUACAAAGAUUCAAUUGGAUGUGAUCAAAGAAAACGUGGAACAUUUCCACGAAUCUUCACAAUUUUUCAAUGUUUCUCAUAACCUGAUUAUUCCAAUUCUUGAAUUUAUUUCUUCGAGAAUCGAUGAUCAAAAAUGGGCUGAGAAGUUUACAUCAAAGUUUUCAAGACAUCCUUCCGAUAUCCAAGAUUUACCAGAUGAUGCGAAAAACGAUGAAUUGAAACUUUUAUUCAAUAAAAAGGAGAGUGAUUGGGUAUCUGAACAUUUAUCGAAAUCUCUUGUUCCAUUGGCGGAUUUCGGGAAGAUUUUGACAGAAUUCGAUGCUCGCUGGAAGAUUCUAUCUUUGAAAACAUCUCUUGAUGACCUCAGUUUUGUCAAUGAUGUUCAAAUUAAACUUGCCAAGAAUUUCGAAUUAAAAAAUAUUCAAUUGGAAAAACUGAAAUCAUUUGAGGAAUGUGAUUUACAUCCAAAUGCAUCAGUUCAAACUCUGGAGAAGAUUGAAGAAAUUAGAAAUGCGAAGAACGAGUUGAAGGAAGCGUAUUCGAAACUGAGUUCGAUGUUUGAUUAUUUGAAAAAUUUACCCGAUUUGAAAACAUUGCGAAAUUUCAAAAAAUUGGGAAAGAAACAUGCCGAUUCAUUGAAACUGAAUAAAGAAAUCAAUGAGACUCUCGGUUUGAUUCGGACACUGAAAGAAGAUUUGCCCGAUUUCAAAGAAAAAAUGCAAAAUAUAUCUGAAUUGAUUAAAAAAGUGAAUUCAACGCCAAUCAAUGAAUACUUGAAUUCACUAGAAGAUUCUGGAUAUUUGGGAUUUUAUUCAUGUCUGAAAACGGAAAUUGGAAAUGAAGGAAAAGUUGUCGUUGAUCUUUUGAAUGAAAUCGAUGAAAUUAGAAAAAGAGGACUUGAAAAUACUACGAGAAGCCAAGAAGCCUCGGGAAUUGUGAAUGCAUUUGUAAGUUCGUUGGAUGGUUUGAAGAAUCUGAGAACGUAUGGAGAGGAGAUGAAGAAUGUGACCGAGAUGGAAGUGAUUGCCUUAAAAAGUUCAAUAUUCAACAAUAGUCUUAUCAUAAUGAAGAAGAUUCAAAAAUCAGUCGAAGGAUUAACACAUAUUAGAAAGUUGUCUGAAAAACGAACUGAGCUGGGAGCUAUUUUCGGAGAUUCGGAUUUCAUCAAAACGGUUGCUGAAAAGGAAAAAGAUAAAUUGAAGAUAGAGGAAUAUCAUGAACUGUUGAAAUUCGAAAAUCUUAAAACGUCUUUAGAGACUAUUCUCUCAAAGAUUGAUAAGUUGAACGAGUCGAUUGGAAGUCUAGAAGCUGCUAACUUCAGUAGUUUCAUUCCAAUUUUUCAAGAAGCAAACGAGAUUGAAGAUUUCAAACAAGAUGUGGAGUUGAUGAUUACUGCAUUGAAUUCAUUGAAAAAUGUUGGUUUAACUACUCAACAAAACAUCACAGCUCUCGUCGAUGCGUUGGAUGUUCUGAAGUCUCUCAAUUUAAAAUUUUCUACCUUUGAAAUUCUAUCUGGAAUAGAGGGAUUGAGAUCACUAGAUGCGUUUUUCUCAUCUUUUUCCGGGGCAAUUCCACCUCCAUCAACAGUACCCCCGCCAUCAACAACUGAAGUUAUCCUCACUGAAACUACAACAACACAGUCGACGCAAGUGGAUAUUGCAAUGAAACAAACUGGAAAUACCACUGCAUCAACAAUGCCCGAAUGGCAGAUUGGAUUGAUAGUUGCGAUUUGUCUCAUUUUGGCAGCUGCAAUCAUAUUCGGAAUUCUUUGCUAUUGCCGUCGAUGGUUUUGUUUCAAAAACAGAAAAGGGAAAUCAGCAUCUUCUCCGAAUAAAGAUAAUUUUAUCGAGAUCUUUCCACCGCCAGUUCCAGCAGUUCCAGCUGAAGAAUCUCUAUAUAUCCCACCUACAUCAACAUAUCAACCUCUUUCAACUCUUCCUCCGGCUCCUUCAAAAACUGAACAACCAAAGAAAGAAACGAGUUCUGAUGGAACUUCAGCACAAGCAGGAGGACAAGAAUUCCCUCCAGCAGAGAUUACUGUAGAACCAACACAAGAAACUGAGGCAAAAACGAAAACAGUGGAAGAAGGACCAGCUGAAACGAAGUCAAAAGAAGGGACAACAGGAUCGAAAGAGUCAGUUUCAAAAGGAUCGAAAUCCAAAGAAGAGAAUAAAAUGAAACCGAGCCAAGAAGCGAUGUGA